Messenger RNA from Anastrepha ludens (Mexican fruit fly), 1505 nucleotides. It is a transcript of the gene ReepB, whose product is annotated as receptor expression-enhancing protein 5. The coding region runs from base 428 to 922 and encodes 164 amino acids. The transcript is spliced from 4 exons. The record is from RefSeq and is a predicted model, not a curated record. Lineage: Eukaryota; Metazoa; Arthropoda; Insecta; Diptera; Tephritidae.
AUCGGUUCGGUUCAGAAAAUCACAUUUAUGUUAGUUGCUUGUUGCUUUCAUCUAAUUAUCCCAUUUUUUAUAAGCGAAAAAUUAGUGUUCUUAACAUAAAGCGCAAUAAGCAACUGACGUCAUAGUGAUAGCAGGUGUAAAUCGUUUUAACCGUGCUAAAAAUAAAUUCAUACGUGGCACAUAUUCCUUAUCAAACUAAUGUUUUUAGAGUGAAGGAAAAGUUUGUGUGCUACCCUUGUAGCUUUUCGUGUCUUCCAAUAGUUUCUGGAGGGUUUCGUACAAAUUGACACACCUCGCUUUUUAGUUACACAUACAAACAUAUUCAUAUAUAAUAUAAUACAAAAGCAGAUGCGUAUAACCUACAUCACCCUUCAAAGUACGGAGCGGUGACUCGUUGUUUUCUGUUGUGAAACCCUGAUCAACAAGCAUGUGGAUUUGGGAAUACUUUAUUAAAUGGCGAAGACGUGAAAAACGUUUAAAGGCGCUCAGUGAGCCAAUUGUUCAAUUUGGAACGGGUGCGUCUGCAUUCUGUGCUUUGUAUUUGAUUUUCGGCUAUGGUGCUCAGCUGCUGUGCAAUACAAUUGGCGUUGCCUAUCCUGCCUACAUUUCAAUACAUGCCAUUGAGUCGAGUACAAAAUUGGACGAUACCAGAUGGUUAAUUUACUGGGUGACAUACGCCAUGUUAUCACUGAUUGAAUACUUUUCCGGUUUUCUGACCUCUGUCAUACCUUUUUACUGGCUACUUAAGUGCGCAUUUCUCAUCUGGUGCAUGCUGCCAAUUGAAAAGAACGGCUCCUACGUCAUCUAUCAAAGCGUCGUACGCCCAUAUUUUCUGAAGCAUCACCGAGCUGCUGAUGAAUUUAUUGAUAAGAUGGCUUCUAAAGCCAAGGAGUCCAUCACCAGCAUCACCAAACAAGAAUAAAUUACGAUAAUAUGUGUUUUAAAUUACGCCUUAUUUUGAAAUAAUUGCUUGUCUUCAAAGCAGAAAGGAUCAGAAAACAACAACAACAAUCUGUGGAACGAACAAAAUCACCAAGUAAACAAAAAGACACGAAUAACUGAACAGAGGCAAAGAAUGUUUUACACUUGAAAUCAUUAAUCAUAUGCGGUAUCGUCGUAUUUCUAGGGCUAAAUUUUUUAAAUUCACUAAAAAGAAAUUAGAAUUUUAAAUUAAAUAUUUAUUCUCGCACUUGGCCUUCUUCUUUUGUAAAUGCGUCAUACACUAGCAGCAAACGUAUGAAGAAAAAAAAACGUAGAUUACAUUUUUCUAAUUAAAGUAAAAAUCCUACUCGUGUGGAAAGUAAUGAAAAAAUAUGGAUGGUCAUAAAGGUGUUGGAUGGGUUAUAUUUGCACUUAAGCGGGGAAAUCUAAGAAGUUUAGUUGUUGCUUUUAAAAUUGUAUUGUAUUAUCAGCUUAAAUUUUUAUUGUAACGAAAAAAAUUAGUGGAAGUAAAUACUUUUUGGCUUUAAUGCUUGAAAAAAUAAAAACAUACCUACAAAUCUAAA